Messenger RNA from Syngnathoides biaculeatus (alligator pipefish), 1439 nucleotides. RefSeq names its product phosphopantothenoylcysteine synthetase (gene ppcs). Bases 121 to 1071 code for a protein of 316 amino acids. Gene Ontology annotation, molecular function: phosphopantothenate--cysteine ligase activity. The transcript has 4 exons. Gene Ontology annotation, cellular component: cytoplasm; nucleus. Lineage: Eukaryota; Metazoa; Chordata; Actinopteri; Syngnathiformes; Syngnathidae. The record is from RefSeq and is a predicted model, not a curated record. Gene Ontology annotation, biological process: coenzyme A biosynthetic process.
CGUGUUUGACGAUGAAGCGUAGAAGAAGAGCGCUGCUCAGUUCCAGGAAGUCGCCGCACUUGUGAAGUGUUUUCCGCAGCUUGAAGGUUUUCAGUUCUGCACACCUGACAGUCAAAAGCCAUGGCAGAACCCAUCGUGUCUUCCAUUGACGGCAAGCUGGCUGAAGAGUUCACCGCUCCUUCCCACGUGGACGAGGUCCGGGAGAGGAUGACCUCCUUCGCACAGCUCCACGCUAAGGCAGGCCGCCGCGUGGUCCUCAUCACAUCGGGUGGUACAAAAGUCCCGCUGGAGUCGCGCACCGUUCGCUUCUUGGACAAUUUCAGCAGUGGCAGAAGGGGAGCCCAGUCAGCAGAGUACUUCCUCGAUGGCGACUACGCCGUCAUCUUCCUGCACAGGCACCGCUCGCUCUACCCCUACGCCCGCAUGUUCUCCUCUCUCAACAUGCUCGACGCCCUGGAGUUCUCGGAACAGGAACCGGACCGCGUGGUGGUGAACCCACAGGUGCUCCCCAAUGUUGCCAAAGUGCUGAAGAAGUACCGGGAAAUCACGGAGGCAAAAGUCCUGCUCCCCGUCGAGUUCAGCACCCUGUCAGAGUACCUGCAUCUCCUCAAGGCGUCAGCGCAGGCCCUCAGCACUAUAGGAUCCAAGGCCAUGUUCUACUUGGCGGCGGCUGUGUCUGAUUUCUACAUCCCUGCUUGUGACAUGCCGGAGCAUAAAAUCCAGUCUUCCAAUGGACCACUUCAACUAAGCUUGAAGAUGGUGCCCAAAAUCUUGUCCCCACUGGUGAAGGACUGGGCACCGCACGCCUUCGUCAUAUCCUUCAAACUGGAGACAGACGCCGCCAUCCUGCUGGACAAGGCUCGCCUAGCGUUGGACAUGUACAGGCACCAGGUGGUGGUCGCCAACGUGCUGGACUCACGGCGGGCCCACGUGGUAGUGGUGACGCCCACCAGCCAUCACGAGGUGGUCCUCUCCAAGGAGGAUGUCGAAAACCAGGUGGAGAUCGAGGAGAGGAUUGUGACUAAUUUGACAGCGGCACACGAGCGCUUCAUUCAACAACAAGCAGCCUGAUUGUCGUCAUCUGCUUGCUGCACGUUUCGAUUCUUGGCUUUGUACUCGAAGUAGGGAUGGCUAACAAUCAUGUGCAAUUGAAUUUUUGCAACAUUUGUUUCAAGGUGUCUUGCCGCAUUUUAAAUAAUCAUGGAUGUUAUCAUGGCCUAAGGAGCCAAAUAACGGUACUCUAUGCAAACAGCACUUCUGCAUUUUGGGUAAGGAGAACACUAACAUCCCGUCACCAGGGUAACGCAAACCAAUCAUGACAGCAUCAGACUCAUGUCUGCUAAUCCUAACCCUUACAUAGCGUUGCCCUAAAUGACAUUACCUUUUUAAGUGCAACAGUUAUCCUGGUAUUCGCGAAUAAAAACAAAAAAGGAUCAAAA